AGUUCGUGCCGUCCCUUCCAAAAUCGCCUCACGCCUCAGGUUCGAACUCCUUCCUCCACCCCAUCCCAUGGCGUCCCUCUUCGGGACUCGCCGCCGGCGAUCGCCGGAGGAUGACGGCGAGGGCGACAGAUCCGGUUCGGGGCGGGUCCAGCGCCGCCGCCUCUCGCCGGAGGAGGAUGCGGCGUCGCCGGCGGAGGGGGCGACGGGGACUAGCCCCGGGUGGCUCUCCAGCUUCGUCUACGGGGCGAGGAGGGUAUUUUCUUCCGUGUUGUUGUUCUCCUCGCCUGAGGAGGCGGCCUCGGAGGAGGAGGAAGACGACGACGGCGAAGACGCUAACGGCUUGAGCUCCGAUGAGAAUGAAGAUAUUCAUGACAAUCGUGGAGCGAUAGUUCCUUAUAGCGAGUCAAAGCUUGCUAUUGAGCAAAUGGUUAUGAAGGAAACAUUUUCAAGGGAUGAAUGUGAUAAGAUGAUAGAACUAAUAAAAUCACGUGUUAAAGAUUCUAUGUUUCCUGACGUUUGUGAGUAUGGAACGCCAAAAGAAAUCCCAAGUAGGAAUGCAGGCAUUGGCCAUGACUUCACAGGAGCUUGGCGCUCCUUGAGCCGUGAUCGGAAUUUCCCUGAAUUAGUUCCAUUCUCUAGUAUGAGACCUGGUAGUUUUUCUCCUGGCUCUCCUCUCCAAGCAUCACCUGAGCUAUGCACUGCAGCAGUUACGGAAGCAAAGAAAUGGUUGGAAGAGAAAAGGCAGGGACUAGGCCUAAAGCCUGAAGACAAUGGACCAUGCACAUUAAACACUGAUGUAUUUAGUUCUGGCUUCGACUCUGACAUGGGUUCUCCAGUUGACUUAGCGAAAUCAUACAUGCAGUCGUUACCUCCUAGGCAGUCCCCAUACUUAGGCAGUCAGAAGUUUAACACAUCACCCUCUGGUGGGAUACAUUUUUAUGAUGAUGAAGGAAAGUCCAAAUACUCUAUCUCGUCAUCAAAGGUUACUAUGAAGGAAGACUACCUUUCCAACUUUUGGGCAAACUUGGAGGAAUCACGAAGAGCUCGCAUGGGAUCUUCGGGAGGUUCUGCAGAUGCUUCUAAAUUCAGGCAUUAUGAUUCUACGUCCAUAUUAUUUGAGAAUGAUACCUCUAUAUUCUCAUUGGGUACUGAUGAGAAAGUUGGAGAGCCUGCCCAAACUAAUAAUGGUUCUGGUAAAAUUGCAGCAACAGAACCUGUCAGUGGGUGCUCCAUACCUACCACACCAACUGAAGAUGGAAAUGAUGGUAUUGUUGAGCCUGUGGACCCUGCAAGGGACAAUGGGAAUGCACCUCAAGAAUACCAUGCUGCAUCCGAACUUCAUCCCGAUAAGGUAGCAGAGGGGAACAAUAUGUCUCCCACAAGUGUUACUAAGGAUGCUACUGGCCACAGUGAUGUUAAAGCUCCCAUAGCAGAACCGCAAAUAGGGGAAUCACAUAUCAACUCAGCUUCAGGGUUCAGAACAAAGGAUGCAGAUCCCCCAAUUCAGACUAGCAUGAAUGGGUCGACCAAUAAAACAUCUGCCAACGGUCUUCUGGAUCAAUCAAACGCUAACUCGGGGCUAGAAUCUUCACGCAAUGAUAAUCCCAGUUGCACUAACUCAAGCAGUGCUGUGCCACCCAUCAGUAAGGACUUAACUGAGUCUGCAGCUGAUGCUGCUGAUGUUGAUUCUGUCGAGAAUGGCACGAGAAUGAAUCCAAAAAAAACAGCUAAGGGAGCCUCGGAACCAUCCUAUGUUCGGCGAGGACGGAAAAGGGUGGCACGAGGCACAAGAGGAAGAGGGAAGUAAAAGCAUUGCUGCAUGAUAUUGUUGUAUACUAAUAUUAACGGCCCAAAAGGGCGACAUGAUACCUAGGUUAAUUAGAGUUAGCGUCGAUUGGUUGUUUUUCAUACAAGGCAUUGCACGUUGACAGUUCAACACUUGUAUCCAUGUUGUAUUAUUGUAGGCUUCAUAAUAACCACGUUUCGUGAUUAGAAUUGAUUACUAGGAUAUGUAGCUGCUUGCCCCAUCUCAGUGUCAUAGUUUUCAUAAGCUUCUGGGUAGUUUGUGCAGUUGGGAGAACAAUUGGGUUGAUUGUAUUGUAGCAGUGACAAGUAUCAAGUGUUCUAGCCAACUAGGUGACUAGUGUGAAUCUAGUGACAGUUGUUUCUCUGUAUCGUGGACGCUGAUGUUUCUAGCGAUGUAACCCCUGUUUUGUACGUCAGCUUUUCUGUUUGUGUGUUUA
Molecule: messenger RNA, 2243 nt
Organism: Phragmites australis (common reed)
Lineage: Eukaryota; Viridiplantae; Streptophyta; Magnoliopsida; Poales; Poaceae
Product: protein KAKU4-like
Exons: 11
Coding region: 68-1807 (579 amino acids)
Biological process (GO): nuclear membrane organization
Cellular component (GO): nuclear envelope
Source: RefSeq, a predicted model, not a curated record